Molecule: messenger RNA, 1671 nt
Organism: Oikopleura dioica
Lineage: Eukaryota; Metazoa; Chordata; Appendicularia; Copelata; Oikopleuridae
Source: the annotation of a GenBank genome assembly
AUGGCGGAUUUGAUUGAAACGGGCAGAGCCAGCAAAUUGAGAAACUCUUAUUCAACUCAUAGAUGCACUCCUUCGCGCGCUCAGCUGCUCACUGGUAGGUAUGCUUUCCGAUACGGCCUUGGGACGGACCCUCUUUCUUCCGAAGUUCCAAAUGGACUCAGCCUCAAGGAGAAACUUCUGCCAGAAUACCUGAAAAAGAUCGGAUACACAACUCAUGCAGUGGGCAAAUGGCACCUUGGAUAUUGCAAUGACUCAUUUCUCCCGCAGAAUCGAGGAUUUGACACUUUUCUAGGUCAUUAUGGUGGUGCAGUCGACUACCAUACUCAUGCUGCUUCAGGGCAUCUUAGAAACUAUCUGAAUCAUUUUCUAAACGGAGAGCCGCACAUUCCUGAGAACGGCUUCGAGUUCGCUUCGUACACUUGGAGUAACAGAACCUGGGGUCGGCAUCGGCGCGUCGAAUCAUGGUGCCCCGCCCCGCCCCGCGUGUCCCGUUUGCCCCAUCAGCCGAAUUUUGUGUAUCUUGCUUUUAAUGCUCCGCAUGAAAUAGUCGCUGCUCCACAAGUUUUGAAGGAUGAAAUGGACGCUCUUUAUCCUGAUUUACCAAGUACCCGACGAAUGCAACUCGCCGCUGUGAAAUCAAUUGACAUCGCCAUGGAAAGUGUCAUCAAAGAAGCAUCAAAACUCGACCGAGAAACCAUCGCAAUUUCAUUCGAGAAAUAUCGACGGAAUUAUCAACAUCAUGGACUUUUUCCGACCAUUCUUCAUUUCGCAGGUUACAAUAAACCGCUGCCAAGAAAUCUCGAUGGAAUCGACCAACACGCGCUUUUCGAGAACUCGACUGUUUCUCAAAUCAGAGAUAAAUUUAUUUACGCGAUUUUACACAAAUGGCACGAAGAAAAUCUUGCCUGGAAAACAACUUACGCUGUGCGUUUCGGAGAUUUCAAGUUUAUGAACUAUCAAUCAAAGCUCAUCGGAAAUACCCAAUGUCCCGAAGGAUGGUCAAACUACGAGCACACGAAGUUUCUUUUCCCGGAUCCGAGUAAAAGAGAAAAGUACAUGAGAAAAGUUUGGGAUUUGUCUGAUCCUCAGCCGAACAAAGAAGUUGGCGAGAUGAUUCGAAGUUCUGGAUUUUCACUCUAUAAUCUGAAAAACGACCCCUUUGAACUCAACAAUUUGGCGUUGAAGAAUGAAAAUUUAAGAAAAUACAAGGAUUUGAUAGACGAAAUUCAAUCAUAUGUAGCGGAAGAGAUGCAGAAGGGAAUCGAGGUUCCGGUCACGGGAAAAGAAGGCAAAUUACUCGCAAAAAUUAUGAGAAUAAUGCCAUACGAAGAGAGAAUGCAGCACUACUACGACACUGGACGAAUUCACUCUUUCGACAGUGCUACUCGAAACGAAACAGGUUUAGAGGGGUAUCUCGGAAGCAAAUGGUGUCCAAACAAACUGGACGAGCCUGUAUUCACCAAAAUGUACUUUGAAGCCGUCGAAAGCAACAAAGUGAAACACGCUUUCUUGAUCAAUCAAUAUCUGUGGGAUGGCCGCGGUCCAGAUCGAAAUACCCCUACUUUGGGCAGCGGAAACAUGGAGAAGGACGAAGAUGAUUUCGACAGCGAUUGUUCACUGAUUAAAGGCGAAAUAAAAAUAUAUUUUUCGUUUAAUUUAUUUGUAUUUUGA